GCAAUGGAAAAUUACUUUGUAUGGGAUGGUUGCCCAACAAAGGGAAACCUUGAUGCUGUCAGUGUGGAAGAUGGUGUUGGGGAUGUGACAUGUGCAAAUCUUAUGUGUUUGCUUGAUGACCGAGAUAGAAUUCAGUCGUCAUGGGCCAGCAUAUCGGCGAGGAUGUUGUCUGGCCCUGCUUGCUGCCUUGUGGGGGCAGAACUUGGGGGAUUUUUGUGCAUCAUCUUGACGAAGGAAUGGUUAGGGUGUGGGAAGCAAAAUCCAAUGACGAAGUUGAUGAAGACUUGGUCGAAUGGCAAGACAAAGUUGCGAAGAUUUUGGUGACUUUACUGCCUUGGGGGAGGCAGAAUUGGUGUCUUCAACGGGGAGACCUUGAUGAUGGACAAUGCAGGGUGAAGAAGACAGAACAAUGGCAGAGAUGGGCUCUAGUCAUGUUGGGACCAAGAUGGGAGAGUUUCAUACCUAUGAUGAUGGAGAGAUCAUGGUUUAACUCUAGGUGUGAGGAUGCACCAACGAGAAACAUACUGCAUAGAAUUCAACAGCGAUGGAUUGCGGCAGUCUGGCAUAGGCUGAGAUGAAUUCGGCAGGAAGAGUUGAUUGUGGUACAAUGGACAAGUAUGCAGUAUUGCAAUGUAAUACUUGUGGUAUCGGGAAUUCGAGGCACCUUGACGAAGAGGACAGAUUGAGGUGAAGAAUUCGGCAACCAAGUCAUUGAGGGAUUUGGUUGAGGAGCUGAACUAGAUGGACUUAGUUUGGUGUGUUGCUUUGGAGGGGAAGCAUCAUAGAGGAGACAGUACCGUGGGGGUAUGUCUCAAAUCAUAGAGGAGACAGUACCGUGGGGGUAUGUCUCAAAUCAUAGAGGAGGCAGUAUCGAAGAGGCAGUACCGUAGGGGUGUGUCUGAAGAGUCUGCACAUGAUGAAGAACUGUCUAGGUGACAGAUUCAACAGCCGAUUCAAGUGGGCUCGGCUGGGAAGUCAAGAUUGUCGACGAAGAUGAUUUUGAGUGCUGUCUUGGAGGCAGUACGGGUGGCUAUUCUAUGCUUUGCGACAAUGGAUGGUUGCAGUGAUAGAAGCAGAACGCUAGUGGCCUUUGUUGAGAUACAGUGUUGUGAGUUUUCGGUGGACGAAACAUGCAGCGCAGGUGGAAAACAAUAGGGGCUAUUUUGCGUCAGCGAAGUCUUGUGGGGGUGAUGAAGUUUCGAGGGCACGACAGUAGCGCAUGGGGGAACCAGGUCAGACCAAAUUUUGAUGCUGGGAUGCUAUGUGUUUGUGCUAUGGUAGGUUGCAGAUGGACUGAGGACCUUGCCGAAACACUUCGACAUGAGAUGGAGUUGAUCAAAGGAUGGAGUUGGUACUAGAGCCAACUGCAGUGUCUCAUUUUGGUUAAUUGCAGGUGAAAUAUGAAACAGUUGAGGAAUGAUGGGUUCAUAUGGGAGUUCUUAUGAUUCUUUGGCGGGGGUUUUGUAUGGUUGUAUUUUGUGAAGGAAGGGACAGAUUCCUCGGGUGCUAGAUGGAGCAUCCAAACUUUGCGAAAACAUGCUUGCAAGUAUAAUGGGUUUAACAUUUGUGGAAAACCAACGAGCCAAAAACAGAACGUGUCACAGUUUGGCUUUGAAACAGGUUGAUGAAAUUCGGUGGAUAGAAUUGUUGUUGAAUGUGGACGAAGCCAGAGAGAGACUUCAUGGGGAUGUACAUGGAGGGUGACAAGGAACAGAUGCGGAGCAAAGGGUACUUCAAAUCUGUCCGACGAGGGCGUCGGGUUCUUUUGGUGGGGGUGGUUUGUUACAGUGUUAAAUGUGCACGGGGUGCACACCUAAGGCAUGCUGUCCAAUACCAGGCCUAAGGGUGCUGGCAGCCAUGCCAACGAUGGGAUAUAUUAGCAGCGCAGAUUUAUGCGGCUGUAAGUUUGUCAAAGGAAACAUCGGCAGCACAGAAUGCUAGGCUUGACGAUGGAAUGUCCAAGCCAGAAUGGAAGACUCGUCAGUGGCAUAGGCUGGCGAGAACUGGGGCUGUCGAGAAAUGCGGGGUAGCGCAGGAUGUUGACAAACAUGGGCUUGGCGAUGGAAUGUUCAAGCCAGACAAGGAAACUCGUCAGGGGCAUAGGCUGGCGAGGACUGGGGCUGUCGAGGAAUGCGGCAGCACGGAUUGGUGAUGUCUAUGGGCUUGGCGAUGGAAUGUCCAAGCGAGACAGGAAAACUCGUCUGGGAUAUGGGCGGACGAGAAUUGGGGCUGUCAAGGAAUUCAGCAGCGCAGACACUGGGAGCUUGCGCGCAGAUGGGAAUUCGGCAGCGCAAGAUUUGGCUAGCUUGCACGCAGAUGCGAAUGCGGCAGUGCAGACAUUGGGGCCUGCACGCAGUUGCGAAUUCGGCAGCGAAGGAAUUGGGGCCUGCACGCAGAUGCGAAUUCGGCAGCGCAGGAAUUUGGGGCCUGCAUGCAGUUGCGAAUUCGGCAGCGAAGGAAUUGGGGCCUGCACGCAGUUGUGAAUUCGGCAGCGCAGGAUUUAGGGCCUGCACGCAGAAGCGAAUGGGGCAGUGCAAGAUUGGACAGCCUGCACGUAGAUGUGCAUUCGGCAGCGCAGACAUGGGGGUCUGCACGCAGAUGCGGAUUUGGCAUCGCAGUAUUUGGCGACCGUACCCAGGGUGCGCGCUUAGCAGCGCACAAGAGCUUGCGUAAGUCAGGGGCUUGACUUAGCAAGAUCUAAAACUUGGACGAGGGACUGUCCAAGGCAUGUGGGUGAUUCAGCAGCAGAUGAAGCUAGGGCUGGCAGAUGGAGCUGCCAGGCAAGCAUGCAGAAAGUGGGAGCAUAACUGGGGUGUUUCCAAGUUGCUGAAAUCAUGAAGCACAUGGGGGGAGGAAGUUCUCCACUAUAUCCUAGAAAUGGGGAUAUGGGUGAGCCACAAAUGAUCAUGGGGAUCAUGGGGGAGUAAGUACCUAUUAUGUCCUGAAAUAUGGGGAUCAUGGAGGUGCCCUGUAGCUCACAUACUUGGCUAUAAAUGGUGAUGGUAAUUCUUUGUUGUAUAGGGUGAAUACAUAGAGAAUAGAAUGCAUAGAGAGGAAAUAACGUAUGUAAACUUGUUGGUGUAGCAUGCGAAUUCUGUGCAUAGCACACGUUGUGUAAUCCUUUGUUAAUGAGAUAAAUAAAGGUUGAGAGGUAUUCUUGUAAUC
This is a messenger RNA of Populus euphratica (Euphrates poplar), 3165 nucleotides long. RefSeq lists its product as uncharacterized. The record is from RefSeq and is a predicted model, not a curated record. The transcript has 2 exons. Bases 2131 to 2673 code for a protein of 180 amino acids. NCBI's taxonomy places the organism in Eukaryota, Viridiplantae, Streptophyta, Magnoliopsida, Malpighiales, Salicaceae.